Drosophila yakuba is the source of this 2526-nucleotide messenger RNA. RefSeq names its product inosine-5'-monophosphate dehydrogenase (gene ras). Lineage: Eukaryota; Metazoa; Arthropoda; Insecta; Diptera; Drosophilidae. The record is from RefSeq and is a predicted model, not a curated record. The coding region runs from base 305 to 1903 and encodes 532 amino acids. Gene Ontology annotation, molecular function: IMP dehydrogenase activity. Gene Ontology annotation, biological process: GTP biosynthetic process. The transcript has 6 exons. Gene Ontology annotation, cellular component: cytoplasm.
GCCCCGUAAAGCCCAAAGCGCGAACGCUUUUCGUGGUAAUAUUUAGGAGAUUUUCCCGGUGGCCCCGCGGGUAUAUUUAAGCGGCCGGACGGCAGCCACACCACUUCACGAAUUUGAUUCGGGCAGCACACGCGGCGCUUGGACUCCAGUGGACUGGCUCUAGAGAGGAAUCUGUAUCCAGAUAAAGAAAUCUGCAACAGGAGAUCAAACCAGAACCGGCAGUGUUUAUCUCUAUACGGCUUGUUUUCGACGACAGCUCCCCGUUGUUUGUUGACUGUUUGUUUGGGUUGAACGCACGCGGAAAAUGGAGGGCAAGCCAAAGGUGAACGGCUUUGUGGAAUCGACGUCGUCAUCGGCAUCCCAGACGAAGAACGCCGCCGGUUUCGAUGCCGAGCUGCAAGAUGGUCUGAGUUGUAAGGAACUGUUCCAGAACGGUGAGGGACUCACCUACAACGACUUUCUCAUACUACCCGGCUACAUAGACUUCACGGCCGAGGAGGUCGAUCUCAGUUCGCCACUGACCAAGUCGUUGACACUGCGGGCACCGCUGGUUAGUUCGCCCAUGGACACGGUAACCGAAUCGGAGAUGGCCAUCGCCAUGGCGCUGUGUGGUGGCAUUGGCAUCAUCCAUCACAACUGCACGCCGGAAUACCAGGCGUUGGAGGUGCACAAGGUUAAGAAGUACAAGCACGGCUUCAUGCGCGACCCCUCGGUGAUGUCGCCCACGAAUACGGUGGGGGAUGUGUUGGAGGCGCGGCGAAAGAACGGAUUCACCGGCUAUCCGGUCACCGAGAACGGCAAAUUGGGCGGCAAGCUGCUGGGUAUGGUCACGUCGCGAGACAUCGACUUCCGCGAGAACCAGCCGGAGGUGCUGCUGGCUGAUAUCAUGACCACGGAACUGGUCACCGCUCCCAAUGGCAUCAAUCUGCCCACGGCUAACGCUAUUCUCGAGAAGAGCAAAAAGGGCAAACUGCCAAUUGUAAAUCAGGCCGGCGAACUGGUGGCCAUGAUUGCCCGCACGGAUCUGAAGAAGGCCCGUUCCUAUCCGAAUGCCUCCAAGGACUCCAAUAAACAGCUUCUCGUCGGCGCUGCCAUCGGAACGAGGUCGGAGGACAAGGCGCGCCUGGCUCUGCUGGUGGCCAAUGGCGUGGACGUCAUCAUCCUCGAUUCAUCGCAGGGCAACUCCGUCUACCAGGUGGAGAUGAUCAAGUACAUUAAGGAGACCUAUCCCGAGCUACAGGUCAUUGGCGGCAAUGUGGUAACACGUGCCCAGGCCAAAAACCUCAUUGAUGCCGGCGUCGAUGGACUGCGUGUGGGCAUGGGCUCCGGUUCCAUCUGCAUCACCCAGGAGGUGAUGGCCUGCGGAUGUCCACAGGCCACAGCUGUCCACCAGGUGUCCACGUACGCUCGCCAAUUUGGUGUGCCGGUGAUCGCGGAUGGCGGCAUUCAGUCCAUUGGACACAUUGUGAAGGCGAUUGCAUUGGGAGCCAGCGCUGUAAUGAUGGGCUCACUCCUGGCGGGCACAUCGGAGGCACCGGGCGAGUAUUUCUUCUCCGACGGAGUGCGUCUCAAGAAGUACCGCGGCAUGGGCUCCCUGGAGGCCAUGGAGCGCGGCGAUGCCAAGGGCGCAGCCAUGUCGCGCUACUACCACAACGAGAUGGACAAAAUGAAGGUGGCACAGGGCGUCAGUGGCAGCAUCGUGGACAAGGGCAGUGUGCUGCGCUACAUGCCCUAUUUGGAGUGCGGACUGCAGCACAGUUGUCAGGACAUCGGUGCCAACUCCAUUAAUAAAUUGAGGGAGAUGAUCUACAACGGCCAACUACGCUUCAUGAAGCGCACCCAUUCCGCUCAGCUAGAAGGCAAUGUCCACGGCCUCUUCAGCUACGAGAAGCGUCUCUUCUAACAUACGACGAUGGCUGCGACGGAAAUGGGCAGUGGAGGAGUGGCUGCCCCUGUCCAACAGCAGCAGCAACACCAUCAGCAGCAACAGCAACAGCAUCGCCACCGAUCUGGAGCAGGCCAUCUGCUCGACUACACCCGCCUAUUCGAUCGCAAGUAAGAAGAGAAGAAAAGAGAAUCGAUUGCUCGAAUAGCGCAUCCUUUUCCCCUGGAGUUUUACCAGUGUUAGGUUAAGUCUCGUUGGAAUCGCCGACGUUAAAGAUAACGAUUCCAAUAUAGAUUCCCUUUUUUUUGGUGGCGGUGGAGGUUACCUCGAAUCGCCCGAAUACAUGUGUAUACCCUAUCCAUCUGUCUGGUAGACAGAAUCCUAAUUGUAAGUGUUUGCAGGUUACUUGAUCUGUAUAGAAACUAUGUAAUCUUCAUAUAUACAUAUAUGCUAUAUAUAUCUUUAUCUACAUCAAGCGCAACGCGUUGGUUGGCCGAUUACUUAUUUGGCACGCUAUAUGUACAUAGAUGUUAAUCUCUAUUUGUAUAGUGUUGGAUGUUUACUAUUAUAAACGAAGCUUGCUUCAAGUUUUAAAACUCUGCCAAACUUAUUAAAUGUGAACUGAAAUUAACUGAAAAGUA